Molecule: messenger RNA, 4386 nt
Organism: Nothobranchius furzeri (turquoise killifish)
Lineage: Eukaryota; Metazoa; Chordata; Actinopteri; Cyprinodontiformes; Nothobranchiidae
Gene: gnpat
Product: glyceronephosphate O-acyltransferase
Biological process (GO): fatty acid metabolic process; phospholipid biosynthetic process; triglyceride biosynthetic process
Cellular component (GO): mitochondrial membrane; peroxisomal membrane
Molecular function (GO): glycerone-phosphate O-acyltransferase activity; glycerol-3-phosphate O-acyltransferase activity
Source: RefSeq, a predicted model, not a curated record
AUAGUAGUAGUGCGGAAGUGUCAAAGACAUGUCAGCUAACACGCCCAUGUGAAGUUGUGCAGCUGUUGCUAUCGACUAAAAAUCUACUACCAAGAGGCAAGAGAGCCGAAACAUUCUCUCGGAAACAAUUUCGCCGGAUGUAGCACUCCUGUAUUUAAAUAUUAGGUCUAAGAAUGGCGUCCAAAGCUGUUUAUUUGCAUAGAGAUCCUAUGCUGAAGAAACGAGAUGACUUUGAAGACAUUCUGGAGGAGAGGAGACACUCCAGUGACCUGAGAUACGCCCUCAAAUGUUACACUCCUGUCCUGUAUAAAGGAUUAUCUCCCUGCAGAGCCAGUGAGCUCAAGAGCAUGGUGCUGCUGUCUGAUCAGCUGCAAUAUGUCAUCAAUCAGGUUUCCAAAGAGAUGGGUAGGACAGCAGAAGAGGUCCAGGCGGAGGCGUCGACCAUCUUAGAUGAGAUGGCUCACCGUUUACAAAUCAGCACAGUUCGCUUCUUCGCCUUCACUCUCAGCAAAAUCUUUAAAACCUUAUUCCGGAGCAUCUGUGUCAACGAGGAAGGCAUUCAGAGACUCCAGCAGGCCAUCCACGAACACCCUGUGAUCCUUCUACCGAGUCACCGCAGCUACAUGGACUUCCUGCUGAUGUCAUACGUCCUGUACACAUAUGAUCUGUCUGUGCCAGUCAUUGCAGCCGGCAUGGACUUCAUGGGGAUGAAGAUUGUCGGGGAGAUGCUGCGAAUGUCUGGAGCUUUUUUUAUUCGUAGGUCGUUUGGUGGAGACAAGCUGUACUGGGCGGUUUUCUCUGAGUAUGUUCAGAUCAUGGUGAAGAGUGGAUUUGCACCUGUUGAAUUUUUCUUGGAGGGCACCAGAAGCCGAACGGCCAAAUCUUUAACUCCAAAAUUAGGUCUGCUGAACAUCGUCAUAGAUCCAUUCCUUAAAGGGGAGGUGUUUGACAUAAGUCUGGUUCCGGUCAGCAUCAGCUAUGAGAGAGUUCUGGAGGAGGCGCUUUAUGCCAGGGAGCUGCUGGGCGUACCGAAGCCCAAAGAGUCCACCUCAGGUUUGUUUAAAGCCAGGAAAGUCCUGAGUGAAGACUACGGCAGCAUUCACAUUUAUUUUGGUCAACCCGUGUCUGUCAGAGCAUUAGCUGAAGGCAAAGUUAACCGCUGCCAGUUCAACCUGACGCCGAGACACAUCCCCAGGAAGCCCGGGGAGGAAAUCCAAAGCUUUGUCAACGACUUGGCCUACAGGCUGGUCCGAUCUCAGGAAGAGAACAUGGUCCUGACGCCAUGGGUCCUUCUAGCCUUCUUGCUGCUCCAGAACCAGGCUGUGGGGAACGAGCGGGGGAUGUCGUUGGAUGAGCUGACCGAACAAGCUGCGUGGGUCCGAGACCUCUCCCGGCAGUUUGGGGCUUUCCUUCACUGGCCUGACCAGCUUCCUCCCUCCAAGGUGGUCUCCUCUAGUCUCUCACUUCACCGAGGUCUGGUGAGGAUCUCCGAUGGACGAGUCCAGCUGGCUUUAGGUCAAGAGAUGCCCCACAGCGCCAUGACAUCAGAGGAGGAGCUCUUGAACCGGGCGGUCGUCAUCCUCUCCUGUGCCUCCUACAGGAACCAGGCGCUUCACCUCUUCAUCCGGCCGGCGCUGCUCGCCGCGGCCAUCCAGGCAGCGUCUUCUAACAAGAAACAGGAGGUUUACAACAGCUUCAGCUUUCUGUGGAACAUGUUUUCCAAUGAGUUCAUCCUCUGUCCAGGUGCUGCUGUGCAGGACUUUGAGGAGGCCUGUUACCUGCUGGUGAAGAGUGGCGCUCUGCAGAUAAGCCAGCAGGAGAUUCUGGUUUCAGGGAGAGGACACAGGACACUCGCCUUCCUCGCAAAUAUCCUAGAUCCCUUUUUAGAAGGAUAUCAGAUGGUGUGCAGGUUUCUCUAUGAGGCCACAGAGGGUCUGACGGAGAAGCAGUUUGUUCCUGCUGUCCGCAAGUUCAUCAUCAAACAUCUCCUAACAGGGAGACUGAGAUAUGCUGAAGUGUUGUCGUCGGACCUCCAGAAGAACGCUCUGGCAGCUUUGCUGAGGCUUGGAGCUGUACAGAAGCUCAAAGGAGGAGAGGAGCAGGGAGCUUUAAAGGUCAACAAGGUGAUGGUGAACUCUCUGGAAGACACUCUGGGAGGAAAGCUGCCCACUCAGAAGGCUCUCGUCGCUCGACUCUAAUCCCGACUCGAUGAGGUGGACAGUCUGUGCAGCAUGGAGCGGUACCAGGUGUCCCUGUGAUCCAAAAAGGCGGGACAACCUCACUCCUGCUUGUGAGAAAUGGGACAAAAGAGCUGCAUCUGGAGGCAACUUGACCCGUCUCACACCCUUAACGAGUCUUUUUUGUAAACCCGUGUUAACGCUGACGAUGGCUGAAGCCUGUAAGCUCUACAUAAGACACUUGUCGGAACUUCUGAAUGGACCUUUUUCUAUUUCUUCUGUGUUCUCUAACACUCAGACAGGCUUUUGUUGUCUCUGCUCGUCCAUCUGUUUGGAUUCUUUGGAGCACUUUUAUGAAUUUUUUCCUGCAGUGUGGUGUGGACCUAUAACUUAUAAAGCAGCAUUUUUUUUAUGAUUAAGUGGAAAAAUCCCAAAUAUUCACCAUCUUACCUUCGCUUUGUUACAUCUAUAUUUUAGUUCUGCCCAGAUUGAUGAGCUAACCACUAGUCUUUGACACAAUACUAAUGUAGAUCUUUACUCAACUCCAAAUUCCGUCAUGUUAAUGCAGUUUAUACAUAAAUUAGACAUGCACAAUGCAAAAACGUUGCCUUGCAGUAACUUGCAUCAAAUUGUUUUGCUAGUAAAUUCAUGUAGCAGCUGCAGCUAGCUGUGGCACUUCCUGAGCCUGGAGCACUUCCUGUCGGAGUCUCUUAAUAUUUCUGCUCAAAUGAGAAAUAAUCUGUCUAUGAAUUGACAAAAGCAUGAACCUCAAUGGCUUUUUCCUGCUAAGUUUUAAGGACUUGGUCCAAUUCAGACUAGCAUUAGCUCAUCUCUCUGCUUUAAACUCGCCUGUUUCUCUAAACCUGUAAGAGUUUAGGAUGUUAAAUGUUCAUUAGCUUUCCACAGAAACUAUUUAUUAAUAAUUUUAUUUUAAAGGAAGCCGGUUCUAGCGUGCAACCCCCUCCCAUCAGGUCUAAUCCCAGAUUCAGCAAGUUGCCAGUGCCGACACGUCGCCAAAGGAAUGCUUUGUUUAAUAUUGUUAGUAUGAUUUUCUCAUGUUGUCAGUCCAAAUGUAGUUAUUUAGACUUUUUUAGAAAGUAGAAAAUGCUCAACUUUUGCUGCAAGGAAAGCGCUUAAAAACCCAAUAAUAUAAAAAGUACAAAGGCAGGAGAUUUGACUUUUAACACUCAGGAAUUCACAUUUGGAGUGAAAGUGUGAAAAUCUUUCCUUAUUAAGGUUAUUAAGUUCAAACUAGAUUAGAUUACGGUUAUUUUUUGUUGUUACUGAAACGAGUCGAGCUGCUUCGUUUGUUGAGUAAACAUCACAUUUAACUCGGAGGCAAAACAAGGUCAAAACGCCGGCAACCCUCCAGGCCGUGUUACCUCACACUCACAGUUCAUUAAUAUUUUAACCACAGGAAUUCUGGGUCUAGUGUCUUUAUUUUCUCACAAAUCAGCACCUCAGUCCUACUUAAAGGCCUACUUAUGUUUAACAUUUGGGAAAAUCUCCGUUUUUAUUGAGAAAUCUGUGUAGAACAGUAGAAAAUGUCUGUUACAUGUAUUAAGUGUGAACCAGAACGUUGAUAUGAAACAAUAAUUAUUACAAUGUCCUGAAGGCCAAUGUUUUCAUACAUCUGUUUAUUAAGACAAAAUUGGUCCUUUGGAGAAUCUCCCUUCAUCUUCAAUGAAAACAAAUACAACUGUUUUUUAUUUCCAUUUGAGGUAAAUAAAAAUUUGGCAAUUUUGAGUCUAAAAUGUAAGAUUUUUGACUUUCGAACUAAAAUGAGCCUCAAGCUCAUAAAUAAAUGAGAAAAAAGCCACUGGUAACAAAAUCUCAUCCACGUUGUAGUAAAGUUAGUGUUGGAGAAGGAAAUGAACAUCAGGACAAGGAUAAACUAAAGAGAGGCUCGUGUAGCUUCAGUUAAAAGGAAAACUGAACUCUUUGAUUAGUUUUUGAAGAAAACGGUGCAGGAAUUUUGACUUCCGAAGAUUGUUCUUUUCUUGAGAAGUAAAAACUUGAAGGUAAAUGUUUACCAUCAGCAAAGCAGCUCUGCAAACAAAGAGCUGAUUCAUUUCAACGAUGUCGGCACCAACACACACCAGCCAAAGUUCUGCUGCGUUCUCCGCAGCGUGUCUGUGUUCAUUUAUGGUCCAGUGUGAGGCGUUUAUUACAAAAACGUGAUAAUAAAGCUUUUUGAUACAGAUCUGAA